CUCAUCGUGACAGGAGAUGGAGCCCCGCCCCGCUGGAGAUCCCUUAAAGGGCCAGUACACCCUAAUAAUUGCAUUUUCAAUAACUCGAAUCUGUCUUGUGGAUAUACUGAAUGGAUUGAACACAAAAAUAAGCUAUCGUGCGUUUUGACUAGAGAUAGGCAAAUAAGAAAAGGAGUGGUGGCGUACAGCGAAGGGUGUCACUGACGAGUGCAUCGGCCGUUUUACCGCAGUGCAUCUGCAGGAUCCUCUGAACUGAGAGGUACUGUGGCGCAGCAACCUCACUGGAAAUCAAGCACAGGACGGAUCUAUUGUUUGUUUUUUGCUCAACGGAUUUUAUGGAUUCGGUCGCGCACCUGCAGUUUAAUCAGCAAUGCCAGCGCGAACGAAGAUUGUUUCCAACGAGCAAGGGGUCAUUAGAUAGCUGAAAUCCAAGGUUUUCCAAGAGGAGGACAUCACAUAUCCCUCCCCGGAGAAGGCCUCCAAACUGAGAACAGUAGGCUCGGAUUAAGUGCAUAAAUAUCUUAUUUAGUUUUGCGGUCAAUACUGGUAGCAACAGAGGUAGCAAUUUGAAUUUUAAUGAGCAUGCAAAUGAACACAAUAUGCACUUGCAUGUGCGUGUAAUGUCGAGUCAGACGUUGGCAUGUUGCACGUAUGAGUCCAUUUGACAUCCCCAUUGAGAUUUAGAGAUAAGUGCGUGUGUUCCGAGGCAGGUUUGACGAUGUCUCCGUGCAUCUCUUAUUAAAAACCUCAGGGAAAACAUAAUCUAAUCUCAGGGUGAAUAUCCGGGGAACACUGUGAGUCAUCACUUCAACUGGAAUGUUGGAAUGACAAAAAGCAGAGAGUCCAUCAAUUAAAAGUGUACAUUCAGCACAGAUACAUUUGUCUCCAGCAAUAAUUUGUGGCAAUAAAUACUAUAACCAGCAGUAAACUGUUGGUUUGAGCCAAAGAAGUAAAACAGCAACACUAAGGGAGGCCUGUACAUUUUGCACAUUACAAUGCAUGCGUAGCUGCUAGUUGAUUUAUUCAUGAUUUUAGUCUGCACUUUAGUGGACUUCAGCUUUUAAAAUUUGCAGUGUUCUUAAGAUAAAAGCAUCAUAUAUAUUCAAUCAAUAACUAUCACAAGUAGAUUAGGCGUUUAAAAGUACUGUAGGAACCUUUUGAGGCCCAUCAUCCAAUAUAUUGCUGCAACCAGUGACAUGACGGCAAUUCAUAUCCUACUCAUUUUCCUCUCCAGCGCAUUGUUUGUGCACCGGUGUCACGGGGCGUGCGCAGAGGUGGACUCGGACACAGAGGCGGUGGCGGGCAAAGGCUUCAAACUGGGCUGCAUCUCCUGCAAGAGGAGGAGUGAAGUCAAAGCCGCCGCCACUGUUGAAUGGUACUUCCAGGCCGAAGGAGAGGUCGACUUUGUGCAGAUCUACACCUACAACGAGGGCGGAGCCUCCAUUGAAAAUGAGCAUUUCGUGGACCGCCUGGAUUGGAACGGGAGCAAGACGAGCAACGACAUCCAGGAUGCAUCCAUAUAUCUGCUCAACGUCACCUUCAAUGAUUCGGGCACGUACCGCUGCUUCUUCAACCGCAUCCUCUCCUUCGAGAACUAUGAGUACACCACAGUCAUCAGCAAAGUGGUCCGCCUCACUGUGGUGGCCAAAGCCACCAGAGGCACUGCUUCCAUUGUGUCCGAAGUCAUGAUGUACGUGUCCAUCAUCGGCCUGCAGGUGUGGCUCCUCAUCGAGAUGAUUUACUGCUACAGAAAAAUAGCAGCAGCCGGGGAAGAGGCGCUAAGAGAAGCCGCGAAUGCUGAAUAUUUAGCGAUUGCCUCGGAAAGUAAAGAUAACUGUGCAGGGGUGCAGGUUGGAGAAUAGCAAAGGCUUCCAUUAUGGACUGAAAACAUCCCUCCUACACAUCCUGCUAACUGCAUGAAAACAACUUGUGUGGCGGGAGGGGGGCCAGACUCCAUCUUCAUCUCAAGUCUUCUGUUUUAUCUUCCCCUUUCCUUGACAAAGACCUCAAAUGCAUACGAAGCACAGAGAGAGACAGCAUGGUACCAGCACUGUAAAUAGUUUGCUACGCACACAAGCAAAGCAUGUACUGCACUAGUGUAAAAACCCCCAUUAUGCAUCAAUGAGCCACAUUGUUAAAAGCAUCCACUGUAGUCACGGUAAGGUAUUAUGUCCACAUACUGUACAUUUAUAUGAGAUAUACUGCGGGAGCCCGUGGCACUCUUGAGGUUGAUUGUGAAAGAAAGCUUUUUACUAACUCGCCACGACCUAAUGUAUGAUAAAAUUAAAUACCCAAUAAGUAUGUUAUUUAUAAAUAAAAUAGAAUGUGGUGAACUCUGAUAGACUGUCUUUCCAGUUGAAUUACUGGUACAUUCAGUGAAACAUUAAAUGUACUAAUAAAAAAAAAAGGACAAAUCUCA
Molecule: messenger RNA, 2419 nt
Organism: Dunckerocampus dactyliophorus (ringed pipefish)
Lineage: Eukaryota; Metazoa; Chordata; Actinopteri; Syngnathiformes; Syngnathidae
Gene: scn1bb
Product: sodium channel, voltage-gated, type I, beta b
Exons: 6
Coding region: 1197-1862 (221 amino acids)
Biological process (GO): sodium ion transport; regulation of heart rate by cardiac conduction; cardiac muscle cell action potential involved in contraction
Cellular component (GO): voltage-gated sodium channel complex
Molecular function (GO): sodium channel regulator activity
Source: RefSeq, a predicted model, not a curated record